Drosophila persimilis is the source of this 7289-nucleotide messenger RNA. It is a transcript of the gene gprs, whose product is annotated as serine-enriched protein. The coding region runs from base 1479 to 5432 and encodes 1317 amino acids. The record is from RefSeq and is a predicted model, not a curated record. The transcript has 9 exons. NCBI's taxonomy places the organism in Eukaryota, Metazoa, Arthropoda, Insecta, Diptera, Drosophilidae. Gene Ontology annotation, molecular function: protein binding.
GUGCGAAACGGUUCAUUUCACAUCAAAACUCGCUUCCGCCAAACGAGAAGCUUUCUGCCGUCGCUCUCCUGUGUGUCCUCUCUGUGUGUGAACGAGUGGGUGUGUGUAUGUUGGAAUGUGCCAUAGAUAGAGAAAAAUUUAAUCAUUGAAUUAAAUAGCGACCACUGCAACUGGAAUAUCAGCAUUAGCAUUAGCAUCAGCGUCAGCAUCGAAACAUUUGAUUUCUGUGUGAAAGUGGCAGAGGGAUAGAGUGAAAGAUAGAGUGAUAGAUAGAACGCUAGAGCGUAGCACGAAGUGGUGUUGCUUUUGUUGCCUUUGUUGCCACACAUUUGUACACCCACACAACACACACACACACCCACACCCACACAUACUCGUACGAGCACGCUUUUGGGGUGGUGAAAGUGAAAGUGACGCCCCAGCGAAACACUAUACGGAGGCAGCCAGCGUUCGGCUUGUGAAAAGCAGAGAAAAAAUAAUGCUACUCUCGUAAUGGUAUAAUAUUUAGCAUCGGAUAUGGACCAAUAUAUGACCAAUCCGCUCUGAGAUACAUAUACUGUAAUAUGUAUCUGUGAAUAACUAUCUAAAAGAGCGAGAGGGGCCCGUAGACGAAUAUUUACAUUGCAACAGGUAAGUACAACACGAUGAUGGCGAUGUGGCAGGGCCCAGGGUCCACUUAGCUUUAACAAACAUUACUAUUGCGACAAUUCAGGUACGACAUUGAUUACAUUUCUCCCUUUUGAAUUCCACUUUUGCCCUUUCAAUGUGCAUGCCAUGCCCCACCACCAACCAGCACCAUCUCCCCUAUAUAGAACAACUUUUCCCGAAGUAUGCAACAAUCUUUUGCAAGGCUGCUGCUGCUGCCACGCCCCAUCCCUACCCUAUAUUUGAUGUUGUUUUGUGAAGAAUACUUACUCGUGCAAGACCCUAUGUUGGCCUGUUGGCCUGUUGUGGUAUUGUCCUUGUCCGAUGGCAUUUCCGGAUGCCAUGCCGUUUGCCUGGGCAGGGCGCCUAUUGCCUUUUGCCUUUAUGGUAAUUGCAUUUUAUUUGCGAGUUAGCUAUGCUCAAGGACGCACACGGAGCAGGUGCCACACGAACGGCUGGCGCGAUGGAAUGGCGAUGGCAGAAGUGCCAGGAGCAGGACCAGGACCAGGAGCUGGAGCAUGGCGGGCGCAGACGCGUGUCUGUGUUGAGGCCGGAUAUUUGUGGGGACUUUUGGAAGUGGAAGGGAAUUACAAUUUAAUUACCUGCCAAGCCACGCCACCGUUCCUGGCCUGGCCUGGUCUCAAAGGAUCAAUAGAGACUUUCGUACUGUACCUCGCUGCCCCCCCUGUAUGAGGAUAUAAUGAGGAAUUAUUUAUAGAAUUUUUCAAUUAACUUUCCGCCGAUGAUGCUAAAGCCUGCCUCUCGCACGCACAUCCUCUGUGUCUGUGCGUGUGUGUGUGCCUCUUGUGAUUGUGUGAUUGCAGUAAACCCAAAUGCCAGAGGCGCUGAUACUACUCGGCAUGGCUGACGCAGAGCCGGACCUAUCGACGUUCGAGAACAAAACGGGACUGGCCGAGGACAUGAAGUUCCUCGCCUCCAUGCCGGAGCUGUGUGAUGUAACCUUCCUGGUGGGCGACACCCGAGAGCCCGUCUGUGCCGUUAAGGCCGUGCUGGCCUCCCGUUCCCGAGUGUUUGCGAAAAUGCUUUAUGCGGCGCCAUCGCCGCAGCGUAAGCGGGAGACCUCCACGAAGGAGAACAAGCUGCGGCUCUUCCUCAAGCGUUCCUCGGAGCCGCUAUUGAAUCUACAGAAUGCCGCACAACAGAGAACCGGUUUCACCCAACAAUUAGCUCCGAUAACCGAGCCCACAGGCCAGCAGCACCAGACGCUGAUCAUUGAGGAGUUUGAGCCAGAUGUCUUCCGCCAGCUCAUCGAGUACAUACACACAGGCUGCGUGACCCUGCAGCCCCGCACCCUGCUGGGCGUGAUGAAUGCCGCCGAUUACUAUGGCCUGGAGGAGCUACGUCGCGCCUGUGCAGGAUUCGUGCAGUGCUGCAUCAACGUGGACACCGUUUGCGCCCUGCUGGCCUCCGCCGAGCGCUAUAUUCAGUACAAAUGCACAAAGACCCUGGUGCAGAAGGUGCUCGAGUUCGUGGACGAGCAUGGGACGGAGGUGCUCAAUCUGGGGAGCUUCACACUUCUGCCGCAGCAUGUGGUGCGCCUGAUCCUGGCCAGGGAGGAGCUGCGGGCGGACGAGUUUACCAAGUUUCAAGCGGCGCUUAUGUGGAGCAAAAAGUAUUACGACAACAAUCCUAACAUUGACAUCAAGGAGAUAUUGGGCACCUUCCUGGAGUACAUCCAGUUCCACAAGAUACCCGCCAAUGUGCUGAUGCGGGAGAUCCAUCCGCUGAGCCUGGUGCCCUACGCGAUCAUCAUGAAUGCUUUGGCCUACCAGGCAGACCCAGAAAGCAUCGACCCCGGAAAGCUGUCUCCCAACUCUAGCCGACACCGCCACCGCCACCACCACCAGUCCCUGCCGAAGAUCCGCAAGGCCAAGUCGCAGUCGUUCCGCUCGCGACGCAGUCCCUCUGAACGGCGCAGCCCCAACCUCACCCUCAACACCACCUCGGCUGGGGCCAGUAGCGAAAAGAAGCGAAGUCCUCUCACACCAAAGAGUCCGGUGCCAGCGGAAAUGGAAUCAAAGAGUCCGGGCAGCGGUUCAUCGAAAACGCCCACCACACUCUCGCGUCAGGGUACACUAAGGGCCUCCAGCCGGCGGAAGAAUAGCGGACAACUCUCAAUCUCUUUGGGCACCCAAGGCCGGUCCCGAAGUCCCGUGGCCACCAACGAUCGAAGUCCCCAGGGCAGGCGCAGUCCGCUCUUCCCCGGCAGCAGCAGCGGCCUCCGAUCCCCUAACGACCAGCCCAGUCCCACUGCCAGAAGUCCAACGGGAGAGCCUCGACGGAGCAGUCCCACCUUCAGCGUUCACACCCAGGAGCGUCGCUCGCCACUGGGGGCCACUGCGCCCACGGAUUUCGGCUGCCAGACGGGCUUUCCGGGAACCCGGAGGAGUCCCACUUCCACGGUCCACGUGCAGGACAUGGCCACGGAGCCGGAGGAGGCGGGCUUUGUGGGAAUGAAGCGACCCUCGAUCGGCCUCUUCACGCCGAUCUACUUCGCCAGCGAGAAGCGGUCCCCCAUGGGCAUGGGACCCAUUCCGCCGAUCCACGUUUCCAAUCCAGCCGAGACCCACAAGAGCGCGGAGCGGGAGAGGGAGGCAGCCGAGGCAGCUGCGCGGGAGUUGGAGCGAGAGAGGGAGAAGGAGGCGGCGCAGUCGCUGCCGCAGGUGCAGGAGAAGAAGAGCGUCAUGCGGGAGAUCCUGGCCUUUGUGCGAAAGCCUUCGAAGGUGAUGACAACGCGCACGAACCGCUUCGCCAACGCCUUCACGCGCGCGGAUUCGGGAUCCUCCAGCGGACCUCUGAUCCGGCAGAGCACAUUCUCGGCCAGUCCGGCCCCCUCGUCCACCGCCUCCAAGAGUGCCGUUCAGAAGCAGAUGUCAGAGGUGGGAUUCGAGCCGAAGAUGUCCCUUAAAUUCGCUCACUAUACGAAGAUGAGCCUCAAGCUGCGCCGAUCCGCCAAGCGGGAUGAGGAGGAGAAGCAGAAGCAGCAACAGCAGCAGCACCACCAACAGACAGGUAGCUCGGCCUCGGGAUCGAAGCGUCCCAGCGCGGACUCCAAUGCGGGGAUAAUGGAGCAGGUAGGUGGCUCAGGAUCUGCAUCAGCAUCAGCCUCAGGCGAGGAGCUGCCAUUCGAGCUGGCCAACGUCCACUUCGAGAAGGUAGGUGAGUCCUAUAUCAAGCAUGAGCGACUCCGAGAGCUAGUCGAGCCAGACCAGGAGGCGCAGGCGAAAAGAGCAGCUGAAUCCGAGUGCAAGGUCGGUCCAGAUGUCGAGCCGGAGCAGACGGAUGCCGCCAUGGCGCAGUUCGUCGAGGAAGUGACCAAUUCCCUCAAGGUGGUGGCACUAAACGGAGAUGGAGGUGCAGCAGUGGUGCACCACUUCACGCGCCGCUCGGAGAGCCGGGAGCCCAUCGAGCCGCGGAUCAGCGAAGAGCACGAGUCGGACUCCAACGACCUGAUUAUUCCGGAGGAGCUGCGCGCCGAGCUAGUAGAGAUCUUGAAGGCCUAUGCGCCAGAACCAGUUUAUGUUAAUCUGCAGGCGCUGCGGCGCGAAACGGAUGAGGUGGAGGCGGCCGCCCAGGCUGUGGCAGAGGCGGCAGCCUCUGCCCCGCCCGUGAAGCAGCCGCUGCAGUGUCCUACUAUUGAGUUUGAGCCGCCAUCGCGACGAUCUUCCUUCGACCCGCCGCGCUCGCCUUUCCUCGAGCAGCUGCGCAGCCCCGGGGGGGACACGGACACGGAUCUGAUCAACCUCCAGCGGCUGGACUCGGGCGGCGACAGCUUUGAGAUGGUCGAGGGCGAUCGCAAGUCGAGCCGCGCCGAGUCCAGCUUCGACUGUCCGUACUCAUCGCGCGACACCAGCUUCGAUGUGUCCAUAUCGCGGUACCAGUCCACCAGCUAUGAGGACCAGACCUCCAGCUUCGAGAUUGUGGACACGGACGAGCGCCACCGGCGUCCCGUGGACUUGCGCAAGAGCUCCAUCGAGCUGGUCGAUGCGGAGACAUUCCAGCGGUCGGGCUCCUCCUGCGGCAGGAAGUCCUCGCUGGAGACGCACUUCGACUACACGCCCUCAGAGACGAGUGGCGUAACGCCCGCCCGCUCGCCCAACUUCCCGCUGAUGACCAAGAAGCAAAAGGCCGAGACCUUCCGCCAGCUGCACAUCUCACCCUUCAGUGCCUUCUCGCGAGCACGCAGUCCGCUCUCGCAGCAGACCUCAUCGAACUACAGCUCGCGGGACAGCUACGACUCGAGCUCCUCGUACCAAGGUGGACCCAGCCACGGCCAUGGGCACGGACCGUAUGCCGAUCCCAGCCGGAAGCACUUCCCGCUCACAAUCAAGCGCGAUCAGCGCGAGGAGGAGGUCAAGACCUUCCUCUGCACCGACCAGCGAUGUGCCUCCAUCUUCGAGCCGCGGCCCAGCUCUGUGCUUACCCAGCAGCUGUCCACGGGAUCAAUGUCCACCCCCUCGGGCUACACCAACGGUACGCCACGCAUUCCCAGCACCGUAGGCACUGUGCCAACUGCUGCCAUGCCCCCCGGAGGGCAGCUUCACAGCUGCGGUUUUUCCAGCGGCAGCGAGUUCGAGCCACCAUCGCCACGUCGCGCGGCCAGUGCCUCGCCCAAGCACACCUUCACGUUCCGCAUUGUGAUGAAGAAGGUGGAUAGUUCGCCGGAGGCGCUGUGCCCGGAAAGGCACCGGUCCCGCAUCAUCGAUCGGUACCGGCGACGCGACAGUCGACGUAAGCGCAUCCAUGAGGCGGGCAAGAGCUUUUAAGAGGGCUCUUAGGCCGUGGCGUUUUAGAUAGAAUAGAAUAGAAUGCAAUUUUUUGAGUACUUUGUUUAGUUUAACCACGGUGAACCUCAUGAGAAUUCAUUGCGGCAAUGCUCUAUAUAUAUCUUCUUGGAUAUGUUUUUGACAAUCUCAAUGUUAUCUCAAGCUAUUUAAAUUUUAAAACUCAAAAACAUCGCAUUUCAACUUUGUGGUGCGUCUGUAGGAUUAAGUGAAAAUCAAACUCAAGGCGUUCAAUAAUCAAACUUUAUAAAAUGGUUCUGGUUUUAGGCCGUUUCAAAGCUCUACCCAACAGGUACUUCGGCCAAACCGAAGCCAGCUAUACAUACCUCCUCCAUUAGAGAAGGGAAACCACUUAUGAUCUCUACCGAUUUAUCUGAAUAUUUGAAAAACUAAAGAGAAACCAAGAAAGCCUCCCCCCAUUUGGAGGGUUGGAGUUGGAUCCACUGAAAUCAGUAAAGAAAUAGUUGAAUAGAAAUUGUUAUUCUAAAUGAUCUACAAAUGUAUGUGAAACAAUAAUUCCUCCCACGAUUUACCUGAUUACUAUUUAAAACAAUAGGUCAAACAUUUAUUAUAUAGUAUUAAAUGAUAUAUAUAUACAUAUAUAGAGUGCGUACGUGGAUGUCGUACGUAUUUGGAUAGAGGUUCAAACUUUGAUGUUGUAAUUAUUGUGGAAAACCAAAACAUACGAUAAGAUAUUUGUGCAUUUUUACGUGGUUCCUGUUAUAUACGUAUAGCUAUAGGAUAUACCUACAUAUACAUACAUAAAUAUAUACAAAUAUAGAUGUGUGCGAGUAUUACACAUUCUGGAUGGUAUAGUAUACCCCAUAAAAAACCAUACAAAAGAUUGUAUCCUUAAGAUCUAAACGCUAUAUUCUAAAUGUAACCGAACUGCGCGGCUAUUGCAAGAGGUGACCUCAUUACCUAUUAUUUUGUUCAGUCUCUGAAAAAAAGAUCAGAGCACAGUGGGAUUAUACGAUACGAGUAUAUAUGCGCAUGCCUGUAUACAUAUGUAUUAAAAGCUGGAUUUGGGGCCGUACUUAAAUCUUAAAAAAAUUAGAGAAAAGAGAACGACAGAGGAAACUCCUCGCGUAUUAUCAAAUGAAUAUUUACUCAUAAUGUUAAACUUUGAGCAAGAUUUUUGGACUCUAUGUUUGUUAGUUAAACAAAAACAAAACCAAAAGAAACAAAAUGGAAUAUAAAAAUUGAGAAAAGGAAAUCCUACAUCUAAGCAAUCCGAGUAUCAUUAUUUACAAGAUAUUUACUAUACAUAUACAUAUACAUAUACAUAUAUUAUGGUUAAGCGAUACGAUAUGGAUGUUGUUGGCUUUUUAGCAAGUCGAAGAAAGAUAUCAGCAUUUUACAGGUAAUUACGCAUUAUGAGCAUUUACUUCUAACCAACCACAACACAUACUACAAUAUACAUAUUUGUAAGCUCGUAUAUGGUAAAUAUGUAAUCGUAAAGUACAUCCAUCGGCAGCGACAGCAGCAAUCGAUCGCUAAAGCUUACACUCGAAACUCGAAACUAACCUGAAUGCCAGUAGAAUCGUUGCUAUUUUGAUUUGUAGUUGCUUGCUUUCGACUCUAAACUAAAACUAAAACUAAAUCGAUUCGCUAAACAGAUCGCUUGAACAGUUCUUAGCGUAGUGCUAUCGAUGCGGAUAUCUACCGAUUUUCAUUUGUGCCUCUGCAUGCUUGCGAGAGGCGUUUGUUGCCAUUCGGAUAUUCCAGAGCACCCAACUACAAUUUCACAAUGCGACCUUCUUCUAUUUGCAGAGCGGUUUUUUACAGUGUUACAGCCAUCGAUCGAUCGGAGGAGGAUCAGUUACAGUCACCCACGAA